UUUCAUUCUUUGAUUCCCAACCCCUUCUCGCACUAUUAUAUUCUUCUUUAAACAAUUCAAGAAUCCCCUCCUGCCCUCAUCUCCACCUGUCAGCAUUUCCCUCUUCUCUGUCCAGCCAAGGUUCAUGUCUGAACUCGACAUCCACAUACCUACUGCCUUUGAUCCAUUUGCUGAUGCAAAUGCAGCUGAGAACUCAGGUGCGGGUGCAAAGGAAUAUGUUCACAUCCGCAUUCAACAGCGCAAUGGGCGGAAAAGCCUGACAACCGUACAGGGUUUGAAGAAGGAGUUCAGCUAUACCAAGAUUCUGAAAGAUCUCAAGAAAGAGUUUUGCUGCAAUGGCACUGUUGUCCAGGACCUUGAACUUGGACAGGUUAUCCAGCUCCAAGGUGAUCAGAGGAAGAAUGUCUCCACCUUCCUUGUUCAGGCUGGGAUUGUGAAGAAGGAGCAAAUCAAGAUUCAUGGUUUCUGAAUUGCAGCAAACAGGAAUGCUCUUGUUGCCACUUCUGCUGCUGCUCAUCUGGAAUGUUACCAAUGUUUCAUUGUAUAUAUGUUGUACCUAAUCUUUAGUGUUGUUAUGUUUUUUGUAUAUAUGUUGUACCUAAUCUUUAGUGUUGUUAUGUUUUUUUAAUUGUGAAAAAUGAUGUAAUUUCAUAGAAUGAAGCAUGUAUAUGAUCUUUUGUACAUAUUGUCUCAAACUAUGUAAAUCUUAUUCUACUUUUGAUCACUAG
Molecule: messenger RNA, 728 nt
Organism: Ipomoea nil (Japanese morning glory)
Lineage: Eukaryota; Viridiplantae; Streptophyta; Magnoliopsida; Solanales; Convolvulaceae
Product: protein translation factor SUI1 homolog 1
Exons: 5
Coding region: 125-469 (114 amino acids)
Biological process (GO): translational initiation
Molecular function (GO): translation initiation factor activity; RNA binding
Source: RefSeq, a predicted model, not a curated record